AGGACAACAUCAAGAAAACGCAGAAAGAUCAUAUCUCUCCAGGCAACCGUUAUCAAUGGUGACGACGAAAUCACUAUUUUUCUCCCUCCUUUGUUCAAUCGUCUCUCUCGCUUCCCAGCAAGCCACAGCCCAAUACAACUUUUGCUUUAACGAAACAGGUAACUACACCCUUGACAGUACCUACCAUGAUAACCUAAAUCACCUCCUCGCAACUCUUCCCAGCUCUCAAAACGGCAACGGUUACGGCUUUUACGAUCUCUCUUACGGCAACUCAUCCGAUCAAGUCAACGGAAUCGGACAGUGCCGCGGAGACACCAUGCCCGACGUCUGCCAGAGCUGUCUUCAUGAGUCUGCUCGCCUUCUCCAAGAGCGCUGCCCCUAUCAGAAGAAGGCAGCCGCUUGGUACGAAAAUUGUAUGUUGCACUACUCUAACAGCUCCUUGCUUGGCGUCAUGGAGACUUAUCCCCAACUUUAUUUGUAUGUCGGCGUAAACGUGUCAUCCAAUAUUAUUCAGGAAUAUCUAAAAACACUUAGGAACUUGUUAGAUAACCUGAAAAAUCGAGCUGCGGCUGGUGGUUCUCUUAAAAAAUUUGCUGUAGAAAAUGUAACUGCUCCACGGUUUAAAACCAUAUAUGGAUUUGUCCAGUGCACACCUGACUUGGAUCAAACCAACUGCACCAAUUGUUUGGAACAAGCAUUUGAGGUUUAUCAGAAUUGUUGUGUUGGGCAAACAGGGGCAUCAAUCUUCGGCACCAGUUGUAGAUUUAGGUAUGAGGAUAGGCUCUUCUAUAAUUCUACGACCGCUGAUGUUCCACCACCAUCCCCGCCUGGACCACCCCCGCCGUCACUGCCAUCGACAAAAGCUCAUGCGUCAUCAACAUCAGCCAGGACAAUCGUUAUUGUUGUUGCGUCUAGCACUGCUGUGUUUGCGGGGAUAAUCAUCUCCGCUUGUGUGUGUUUAAAACUGAGGAGGGCAAAGAAAUUGGCUCAAACUAAUCACCUCCCAAAUGAACCCGUGGAAGAAAUGGUAAGUGAGGAAUCAUUUCAAUACAGUUUUGAGACUAUCAAACUUGCUACGGAUAAUUUCUCCGAGGAAAAUAAACUUGGACAAGGUGGAUUUGGUGUUGUUUACAGGGGAAGAUUUUCUAAUGGACAAGACAUAGCUGUGAAAAAAUUGUCUAGAGGAUCAUACCAAGGUGGUCUCGAAUUCAAGAAUGAAGUCAUGUUAGUUGCCAAGCUUCAACACCGCAAUCUUGUUAGGCUUCUUGGUUUCAGCUUGGAAGGAAGUGAAAGGCUUCUUGUCUAUGAGUUUGUCCAAAAUGGAAGCCUAGAUCAUUUCAUAUUUGAUGAAAGGAAGCGUGCGAAUUUGGAUUGGGAUAGUCGUUACAAAAUAAUAGGAGGUGUGGCUCGAGGACUCCUUUACCUUCAUGAAGAUUCUCGUUUGAGAAUUAUCCAUCGAGAUCUCAAAGCUAGUAACAUCCUUUUAGAUGAUGAAAUGCAUCCUAAAAUAUCAGAUUUUGGAACCGCAAGACUUUUUGAUGUUGAUCAAACUCAAGAAAGCACCAGUCGAGUGGUGGGAACAUAUGGAUAUAUGGCCCCAGAAUAUGUCAUGCAUGGACAAUUUUCUGUCAAAUCUGAUGUAUUUAGUUUUGGUGUAUUACUUUUAGAAAUAAUAAGUGGAAAGAAAAUAAAUUAUUUCCAACAAGAAGAUGAUGUGAAACACCUUUUAAGCUAUACAUGGAAACAUUGGAGGGAAGGAAAUGCUACAAAUAUAGUAGAUCCAUUGAUGAAAGUUGGGUCAGCAAGUGAAAUAAUGACAUGUAUUCACAUAGGACUAUUAUGUGUCCAGGAAAAUUUAGUUGACAGACCAACCAUGAAUACUGUUCUUCUCAUGUUAAAUAGUAGUUCUGUAUCUUUCCCAUUACCCUCAAAGCCAGCUUUCUUUAUGUAUAACAACAUGGGAUCAGAUAUGGCAUUACCAUCACAAUUCAAUUCAAGAAUAAAUCACUCUAAGAGUGUGUCUGUAAAUGAAACAUCAAUCAGUGAACUUUCCGCUCGCUAGUUUAUUAUUGAAUAAAUAUAUACAAUUUCUGUAGACGUGCCUACAGUACAUGACA
Molecule: messenger RNA, 2117 nt
Organism: Humulus lupulus (European hop)
Lineage: Eukaryota; Viridiplantae; Streptophyta; Magnoliopsida; Rosales; Cannabaceae
Product: cysteine-rich receptor-like protein kinase 44
Exons: 7
Coding region: 56-2062 (668 amino acids)
Biological process (GO): protein phosphorylation
Molecular function (GO): protein kinase activity; ATP binding
Source: RefSeq, a predicted model, not a curated record